AAUUAUGCAAAUUGAUUUACUACGACUGAGUCGGGAGUUUGUAUGUUAACGUUAUAAUGUGGCAUAUUUAGAUUUUAAAUUUUAAAAAUUUAAAUCGAAGUUUUCAUGAUACAUAAUAUGAGAUAUAUUUUUCUGGAGUCUUUGGAAAUUUAAAAAAUCUUUCAAUUCUAUUUGAUGUCUCCGUGUCUAUUUUUGCCAAGAAGUUCUAAAAUUCGCAUUCUUGUCUUCUGUUUCAGUACGAUUUAUUAACUAAAAGUUUGCAAUGGCGAAUAAUUUAGCUUCUUUGACUACUACUAGAACCUUUCAUCUCAAUAUUCACGUUACAGACUUGCAAACUCAAAAAAGUAUAGAAGUAAACCAGGAAAGCCAUGUUGGUUUUGUGAUGUUAGAAUUGGUAGAAAAAUUAGAUGUAACUGCUGAUUAUUCUGAUCAUGCAUUGUGGUGGCCUGAAAAAAAGAUAUGGCUAACUAAAGCUAGGCUUACUUUGGCAUCGUGUGGUAUAACAAAUGAUGUUCAACUUCUGUUUACUCCUCAACAUAAGAGUAUAAGGCUUCAAUUACCUGACUUACAACGUAUAGAUAUUCGAGUUAAUUUUGCAAUUGAUGUUUUUCAUUCUGUAGCAGAGUUAUGCGCAGAAUUAGGUAUUCGCCAUCCUGAAGAACUUUCAUUUUUAAAGCCAUUUGAGACUGGUACUGGUAAAAAAAGAAGGAAAAGUACAAAAACAAAUGUUUCUGAUGAUAAUAGUUCUCAAGGAAGUCUAGGAAAUGGAACACUUGGUCGUCAGACUUCAUUGCUAAACACACCAAGCUCUCCAAUUUCACAGAAAGGUAAUAGAAAAGGUGGGUCAGAUCAUUCAUUUUCUGGAAGUGACAGUUUAAAUCCAUACAGUACAGCAUUGUCUCCUAUGUUAACGCAUAGUCCCACUACUGUGUCAGCUGAACAAUUAGAAGCACUAGGUCAAGGAAAGUCACUUGUUGAGAGAGCAGUUUUUAAUACAGGAUGGUUAGCAUCUUCUGAAUCCCUUAUGCAACAGGAUAUAAAGGAGUAUGAACAUCUUCUUCUGCGUUUUAAAUACUUCACCUUUUUCGACAUUAAUCCAAAGGUAGAUGAAGUGCGUAUUAAUCAAAUUUAUGAACAAGCAAAAUGGCAAAUUUUAUCAGAAGAUGUUGACUGUACUGAAGAAGAAGCUAUUACUUUUGCUGCGUUACAAUUUCAAGUAAAAGUUGCAUUGCAAAAUCCUCAAACAGGUUUGAAUUCAGACGAGGUUGACGAUAUUGAUUCAGCUCUGAAUGAGUUGCAGAUGACACUUGAAGGUACAACACCUAACACUUCAAAUACUAGUGCAAAUACUUCAAGACCAAUCUUAACCCAUAUUCCAGAAAUGAAAGAUAACUUGAUGAUUAUAAAAAACAAAAAAUUUGGAAAGAAUGUGAAAACCUACUAUUUCCUGUUUAAAGACACGCAUAUAUCUUAUUUUAAGCAGCAGUCAGAGUCAAUGGGACAACCAAUACAAAAAUUUAAUUUAAAAGGUUGUGAUAUUGUUCCUGAGGUAAAUGUUACAAAAAAUAAAUACAAUAUCAAAUUACGUAUUCCUGGUCCUGACAUUUGCGAAGUAGAAUUGGGUUGUUUAUCUGCUGAACAAUAUAUAAAAUGGAUGGCUGCAUGUAGGUUAGCUUCGAAAGGAAAAACCAUGGCUGACCCUUCUUACAAUGUUGAAAUGGCUGGCGUAAAAACAUUUUUAAGCAUGCAAAAUGAUUCCUCUAAAGAUGACUCAGACUAUGCUGCUGGAGAUCAUGCUGGAAUGCAACCUGAAGAUUUUGUUCCUCCCAGACUGUUAGCUAAAUACAAAAGCAAACAGAUAGCAGCUCGUAUUCUUGAGGCACAUUCAUCAUUCUCUAAAUUGGCUUUACAGGAAGCUAAACUUAGUUUUAUCCGCCAAUGGCAAUCAUUGCCAGACUAUGGAAUAACUCGCUUUAACGCAAAGUUUCGUGACAGUAAGAAAAAACAAGAAAUCGUUGGAAUAGGCACCAAUCGAAUAAUGCUGUAUGAUGUAGCUUCGCGUCUCACUGUAAAACAAUGGCGCUACAGUACUAUGAAAAACUGGAAUGUAAAUUGGGAAACUCGAGAAAUGAUUAUAAGUUGUGAAGGAGAUACAGUUGUUUUUUCACUUGUCGGAGGUGAUGUAAGGCUGGUUCACGAAUUUAUUGGAGGUUAUAUUUUCUUGUCUAUGCGUAAAGACGUUAAUGCACCUUUAGACGAUGAAAUGUUCUAUAAGUUGACUGGAGGUUGGAACAUCAUUGGAGGCGGUGAGGGUAAAGAUUGGUCAUCCAAAUUUAGUUUAUAAUAUUUUUUGUGUCUUUUAUUUCUUGGGGAAAAUCGUGUUUAAAAAGCUUUGAUGCUUAAAGUCUGUUCAUUUUUGUACACUUGAGUUAUUAUGACUUUGUUUUUAUAAGCUGUAAUUUUUAAAAAGGGAGUCUUAUUUGAAAUCUUUUUUUGUUUAGACAGCUGGUGCUUUAUGAUUUUAAAAUUUUUUACCGUAUCCUUUUUUAUAUCUGUAUCGACAAUUUUUGUGUCAAUUAUUUCAUAAUAAAGAGAUGGAUGCACCUUUUGUAGAUAUAUUACUCUUAAGUUAUAAAUGUAUAAUAUUUUUUAAGAAAAUUUUAGUUGAAUUUGAA
Molecule: messenger RNA, 2675 nt
Organism: Hydra vulgaris (swiftwater hydra)
Lineage: Eukaryota; Metazoa; Cnidaria; Hydrozoa; Anthoathecata; Hydridae
Product: fermitin family homolog 2
Biological process (GO): cell-matrix adhesion; integrin-mediated signaling pathway
Cellular component (GO): cell-substrate junction; cytoskeleton
Molecular function (GO): integrin binding
Source: RefSeq, a predicted model, not a curated record